AAGCUACGGCCUUGCACCCUGUAUCUCCACCACCGGCCACGAUAAGCGCAGGCUCCGACGGGGCGACCAGAAGUCGGUGCCACCGGCCACUACAAGAAUGCGAUCCAAAAGGCAAAUGCUACAGGAAUCUCGCUGCUCACGCGCGCCGUUGUACUUCGCGCGCUCUUCCGGUGUCCACAACGGGCAAUGAUGUCGCACGGGAUGCUGACAGCCGCCACCAAUGCACCACGCUCCCGCUUCCAGACACGCCCGCGCAGCCUCAACUUCGUGGCCGCCGGCCUAUUGGCCGCCUACUCGCGCAGGCUGCCGCUGUGUAGUCGCACCCCUGCAGGCGGCCGCUGCAUCUAAAGCCGAGGCGUGCCCGCGCAAUGCUCUACUCUGGAAUACUCCCCGCCGCGACUUGUAUGGUUAUCUGCAGUGGCCAUGGGCAAGAUCAGUUUCGCCGCAUGCGCGCAGAAGUACAGAGACAACGCCACGCUGCAGGCGACCUGGGGCUGGGACAAGCCGCUCGUCGGCCUGGACCGCAACCCCACGACCCAGAUCUCGCGCGCGGGCUGCAUUGCCGUCUGCGGGCCCGGCACCGACUACUACCCCUGGGCCGAAGUCUCCGGCACCAUCACCACCUGGAUUCUGCCCGUCGUCGGCACGCUGCUGCAGGCGCCGUUUGAGAGCAACAGCGCCGCGCGCACCGCCUUGGCUAUCUCGCGGUGGGUCGGGUCGCCGAUCGCGUCGCUGAGCUAUGUGCUGUGGAAUAUCAAAGUGAGCGCAAAGGCGGCGCUGAUGGUCGAUAUGGCGGUGAGGUACGACGAGGCGCCCGGGCUGGAGUCGGAUUUUGGGAGUAUGAGGGAUUCCAUGUAUCUGCUGCUCGCGAUGAACCAGUAUACGCUGAAGGAUGAGGUGGUGUCGAGCUCGAAGGAGGCCGAGGGGCUGCUCAGAAUUGUGCUGUUCAGCAAGGACCUCAGGUUGACGGAUACGAAGAAGACGCUGCGGCAGAUGCGCCGCAUUCUGGCGCGGGAGCUGAGAGAGAUGCGGCGCCGCGGCGCGGUUCCUGUAUUUGUGUCGACCAUGUGGUUCCUGUUCGCCUUCGCGCUCUCCAUCCAAGCCGCGUUCGGCGACCUGGGCCAAAACACCACCGCCCACGACCUCGCGCUCGGCUGUCUGCUCGCCUGGUUCCCCGUCCUCAUCAUGGGCUCCAUCGUCGACCGCAACCCCAUCGCCGCCGACGCGAUCCGCAAGAAACUCAACACCCUCGUCGACCACGUGCGCCACGCCCUGCGCGACCGCGCCCACCGCGCCGCCUUCCUCGCCUCCUUUGAAGACGCCCCCAACUUCGCCGAGCUGAGCAAAGAAGUCGAGCGCCUCGCCAGCCUGUCCGUCGGCGAAGACAUGAAGGAUUUCUUCCAGGAGUUCGCGGGCCAGGCGCGCGUCCGCUGGCACUACGGCGCCGCGCACCCCAUCCUCUCCGACAUCGAGACCUGCUACAUCGCCGCCAAGGGCCGCAACUGGCUCGCCGACGAGGCCGAGGCGCGCGCCAGCCUCGUCACGGGCCGCAGCAACGACGAAGGCCUGGUGUGGUUCGACGUGCGCGAGUUCUGGCAGAUUGCGAGCGCCGUGGUGAUUGUGGGGGGCAGCUGCGGCGGCGCGUUUGUGCUCAGCUACUUCACGCCGACCGUCGGGCUCGGGUGCCGGUCCGGCGGGUACACGAUCUUCUUCAGCAUCGCGCUGGGGCUGCUGAUCAUGGAGAUGGUCGUGUGGCUGGUCCUGUCGCCCUACAAGAUCGAUAAGUGGGUGUGGCUGGCGCGCGCCGAGGGGCGGUUGAACAGCAGCGCAACGAUUAGCGAUUGGGGGACCGGGGCGCAGGCGCGCUGGACGAGGGUCAGACGGCGCGCGUCUAGCAUGGUGUUGGGCGCCGAGGACUGGGCGAUCAAGACGCUGGUGCGCGCCGUGAUGCUGGUGAGGUGGACAGAGCGGCAGCGCGUCAAGGCCGACGUGGAGGAGUGGCUCGAGGCGCUCGCGCGGCGCCGCCGCAAUAUGGGGUCUCAGCGGCGGUGGGAGGUGUUUUUCUUCCGUCCUGUUGAGAUCGGGAAUACGGUGUGGCUGGUGUACAUUGUGUUCGCGCAGACCUUUGGCUGGUACAAAACCUGCGCCUGCGUAACCAGCACCUGGGGCGGCGCCGGCGGCUACCUCGACUUCAGCGUGCAAGACACAUCGAACAGCAUCUGGGUGCUGUACUACUGGAGCGCCGGAACCACCCUCACCGCGACCGUCAUGUUCCUCAGCAUGUUCUACAUCUCCGUCGAGUGGUGCCAGCAGUCCUUCCUGUCGACGGAAGACUACGACGCCGCGAUGCGCGGGCUACGGCGUACGCGGGCGUACCGCAAGUUCACGUUCGCCGCGCGCGUGCUCGCACGCGGUGUCGCGCGGUACACGCUCACGCCGCUCGAGGGCGUGGCGUUAAAGGUAGGGCUGAUCAAGGCCAAGCAGCACACGAUUGUGUGGACACACAAACACACGUGGGACCCCGUGCCGCGCGGCCCAGCAGGCGAAGCAGCAGACCCGCCGUACAGUCCCCCGCCGCACGACACGCCCGCGCUCGCGCACUCGCCCUUCCCGCCCACCAUCUCCGUCAGCGCCCCGGCCCGCGAGCGCCACACGCAAGACGCGUAUGCCCGCGGCAGCGACGAUGCGGGCGUGCCGCUCAUGGCGCCUGCGGAGGCGCAUCGCGCGCGCUCAGUGUCUGUGUCCAGCGAUGAGCGCCCCAGCCACGAGCGCCACAGUCGCGAGCUCGAAAUGAGGUCUGUGCCGGCCGGCGACGAGACGUUUGGUGGCUGGCUGGGGCUCAAUCCGUCGCUGCAGCCGAGGCAUGCGUAUCGGCGCGCCGGGUCGGAUCCGCCGCCGUAUGUGGGGGGUGCGUUGGGGUUGGUGGAUGUGGAUCUGGAGCGGGGGGUGUGAUGUCGAGCAUUCACGCGGGGAGACUUUGGACGGUUUGAACACCGGGGGUCGUGGUGUCGACCCUUUGCUUGAGAACA
Molecule: messenger RNA, 3029 nt
Organism: Boeremia exigua
Lineage: Eukaryota; Fungi; Ascomycota; Dothideomycetes; Pleosporales; Didymellaceae
Exons: 3
Coding region: 424-2952 (842 amino acids)
Source: RefSeq, a predicted model, not a curated record